UGCUGAUAUUCCUCCGCGUUUCGACCAUUACAUUAUCCACCGGCUGUAGGACCACACCACCUCUCAAGUUGUUUGCCAGCUCACUAAGUUACCAUGGAUGAAGAAUAUGAUGUGAUCGUUCUUGGGACAGGACUCAAGGAAUGUAUCUUGAGUGGAAUGAUGUCAGUGAGUGGAAAGAAAGUCUUGCACAUUGACAGGAACAAGUAUUAUGGAGGAGACAUUGCCUCUAUCACCCCACUGGAAGAUUUUUUCUCCAUGUAUGGAAUGAAAAUGCCAGAGGACAUGUUUGGGAGAGGAAGAGACUGGAAUGUUGAUUUAAUUCCUAAGUUCCUAAUGGCCAAUGGUCAGUUGGUGAAGCUGCUGAUAUACACAGGUGUGACUCGUUACCUGGAGUUCAAGUGUCUGGAGGGAAGCUAUGUGUGUAAGGGAGGAAAGGUCUACAAAAUGCCUGCUGAUGAAAAGGAGGCUCUUACUACAAGUCUUAUGGGCAUUUUUGAAAAGAGACGAUUCAGAAAACUGAUGAUCUUCAUCAUGGAGUUUAACUUGGAGGACCCUAAAACCUGGCAUGGAAUUGAUCCUAAACAGAACACUGCAGAAGACCUGUAUAGUAAAUUUGGUGUGGAUAAGAAUACAAUUGAUGUAACAGGGCAUGCUUUGGCUCUUCAUCUUAAUGAUGAGUACCUGAAACAACCCUGUCUAGAGUUCAUCCUGAGGGUAAAGCUGUACCAGGAUUCUAUACAGAGAUAUGGAAAAUCCCCUUUCCUGUACCCUCUUUAUGGACUAGGAGAACUUCCUCAGGGCUUUGCUAGGUUGAGUGCAAUAUACGGAGGGACCUACAUGUUGGACCGCCCUGAUGCCACAGUUGUUUAUGAAGACGGUAAAGUUGUAGGAGUGAUGGCACAGGGAGAGACUGCCAAGUGCAAAAAGGUCAUCUGUGAUCCAUCUUAUUCAAAGGAUAAAUGCAAACAUGCUGGAAAGGUGGUUAGGGCUAUCUGCAUUCUUAAACACCCUGUCCCCAACACCAAUGACAUGAAAUCCGCUCAGAUCAUCAUCCCUCAGCACCAGGUCAACAGGCACUGGGACAUCUACAUCAGUGUGAUUUCACAUGACCAUAUGGUGGCAGCCAAGGGUUUCUGGCUGGCCAUUGUCAGCACCACUGUAGAAACAGCCAAUCCAGAGGCGGAGCUACAGCCUGGCCUGGAACUGCUGGGACCAAUUGAACAAAAGUUUGUGUCAGUCAGUGACAUUUUAGAGCCAACAGAUGAUGGAAAAGAUUCCCAGAUUUUCAUCACGAAAUCCUACGAUGCCACAUCCCAUUUCGAGACAACCUGUAUUGAUGUGCUGGAAACUUACAAGAGGGCAACUGGUGAAGAAUUUGACUUCUCCAAGAUCAAGAUUCCUGAGGAAGAGGAAAACAAUUAGUGCUUCUAUUAAUUUGGCACUGUGCCAAACUGGUGUAUGUGUUCGUUAUGAAUGAACAUGUGGCAGUGUACUAUUUUUCUUGUUUUCUUUGGUAAAUUAUUACAGACAAGCGCAUUGAUAUUUGCCUACAGUAGAACUAAACGAGCACCCAGCAGGAUAAAAAAAAAACCCACAAAAGUAUCAUUCCAAAAUGCGUGAAGAAAACAUGUAUUUGCUUGUGUCAGAGGCCAUGCCAAGAGUUAAAAAAAAUGUAUUAUCUUAGAUAUUAUGGUGGAUUUAUGGUGCAAUGUAGUUAUAAUGAUUGAUAGUUGAGCUUCAUCAUCAAGAAUAACUUUUAGGUUGCUUGCUUAAUUCAAAUUGAUUUUUGACAUUGUGUAAAGAAAGGUAGAAAUGAAACAAAAAUCAGGCGGGAAGGUAAUUUAGUAGAAAGCAGUUGAUUUGUAUUUUCUUUAAUGGCUUUUUUAAUCUAAAUAUUUGACCAUGUGCAUUGAAUGUAAUUUUAAUGACUGAGAAUAUACUGUAGUGAUAAACUUGAAGUGUUUCAUCGUAAUCAAUUGAUGACAAGAACUGUACGCAUUUAUGUACCCGGUACGGUACAUGUUUAUGCAAUAUUCUUAUAAACUUUGAAUGCUACAUCAACCCACUCACCAGAAGAAGAAAGUCUGUGUUGUGAGCUAUUCUGUGUAAGACUUGCUCCAGUCUUGCUGCUCUUUUUUCACUUCUUAGAGAAUAAUAUUUGCCAUUACGUCCAGUAUUCUUGCUUAUUGCACUUGUCCAAUUUAUCAGCUAAGGAAACACGCUCUCAUGUUUUUAGGGACAAAAAUAUACCAUGGAAUCAUGUAAUACACACAUGUAAUUUUAAAAAUGUCAGUAUGUUUGUAUUGCUGUAUAUGUAACACAUUUCAUACAUUGUACUGAAAGACAUUUAACUGAAUAUUUAUAUCUGUGUGAAAAAAAAUAUCUUUAAAAGUUUAAAUUUUAAGUAUAGAGAAGUGAGUAGUUAUGAAAAGUAUUUAAAAAAAUUUUGUUUAAAAAUAAAAUUAGAAAGCAAUGUUAUGGUUGUUAAUGUCUCCUAGUCAUUGUAUUGAAGAUUUUUCAUGACUUUUCUGUACUGAGAUGAGGUUAUUCAGUAUGAAAUAAAACUACAUUUGUAUAAUCGUC
Molecule: messenger RNA, 2583 nt
Organism: Magallana angulata
Lineage: Eukaryota; Metazoa; Mollusca; Bivalvia; Ostreida; Ostreidae
Product: rab GDP dissociation inhibitor beta-like
Exons: 11
Coding region: 94-1422 (442 amino acids)
Biological process (GO): vesicle-mediated transport; protein transport; small GTPase-mediated signal transduction
Cellular component (GO): cytoplasm
Molecular function (GO): Rab GDP-dissociation inhibitor activity
Source: RefSeq, a predicted model, not a curated record